UCGUGCUACUGAGCGCUCAUAGCGAGAAUGUGGAAAACGCCUAUAUUUAUAUUACCGGAAAUAUAAAACCGUCUGAUGCUGUUAAAAAACUAUAAAUUUACCAAAUACAUGUAGUUUUGUUGUUAAAAGCGGAAAUUUUUAAGGAAUCUCUUAUAAGUUAUCUGGAUUGCAGAAUUGAUAAUUGUUUCUCAGGACAGCAGCUUCUAAUUUCUUAAAAAAAGAGAGUUAAAAAUUAAAAUAUUUUUUUAAAAAAUGUUCAAAAAACUAUUUGAGCAUCGUAUACGAAAAGAUGCAAAUGGAUAUUAUUGUUACCUGUGUAAAAUUCCUAUAAAAAAUGAAGAUGUUUUAAACCACUGUGAUUCUAAAAAUGUCUCUCAUAAUAAAUUUAGACAACUCAUAGUUAAUGAAUUUGAGAAAGAAUUACAAAAUUUAUCCGAUGAGAAAUUUGAAGAACUCAUAAAGAAUGAAAUUGUGCAAGUUAACCAUGGGGUAUAUUACUGCAAUGUUUGUGAUUGCAUUAUGCCACGUCUUUGUCAUGUUAUUGAACACAUUAGUGGUCAGCGACAUGUAAAUAAGGUAUUUAAUAAGCAUGAUACAUCAAGAAAUAACAGUUAUUUUUGUAGUUUAUGCAAAAUUCACCUUUAUUGUGAAACAAAUUUCAAAGAACAUAUAUUUGGACGGAAACAUAGAGAAAAAGAAGAAUUAAGAUUAUCAAAAAUAGAUUUUUAUAAACCAUUACCAUCACUAAAAGAAAGUGUAUCUUCAUCAAAUAAUUUUCUAAGUCAAUCGAGCACUAUCUCUUUACCUGUUCAAUUCACCUGUUUUGUAUGUGAUAGCAAUUUUUGGUACAAAGAAGCUAUGGCUGAACACAUUUUUAAAUCAAAACGUGACUGUAAAAUUUCUUCUUUACUUUACUUAAAAGAAUUAAAUGAUGGGAAUUUAAUAUAUCAUUGCACUUUGUGUAAGGUAGAUUUAUCAUAUUGUUCUCUGGAUCUUAUAAAACAUUCGCAAGGCAAAAAACACAAACUCAGCGUUAAAGAUUUUAAAGAAAAAGUGAGAUUAAAUAAUAUGCAUGUAUUACCAAAAAAUGAAAGCGUAGACCAAGUGCAAAAAGGUUUAGAUAAUUUGAACUUGGUUUCACAUUCAAUGGAUGAAAAAUCAAAGUGUUCUUACAGGUGCUACGUGUGUAAUGUUACAGUAUGUGGAGAUGUAGAAUUACUUCAGCAUCUUCAUGAUCUUAAGCAUAAACAUAUUCUAUCAACAUAUAUUUGA
Molecule: messenger RNA, 1272 nt
Organism: Leptopilina boulardi
Lineage: Eukaryota; Metazoa; Arthropoda; Insecta; Hymenoptera; Figitidae
Exons: 3
Coding region: 253-1272 (339 amino acids)
Molecular function (GO): zinc ion binding; nucleic acid binding
Source: RefSeq, a predicted model, not a curated record